AUGUUGACUGUGGUACUGACCAUAACAGUACUGACCACUAUGUCUUACUCUGCUGUCAGUGCAAACGAAGAGAACAUACCCUGUACAAAAAACUGCCGCUGCGAUGAUUCAGAAACGGUGUACUGUGAGCAAGCUGAAUUCGAACGGAUACCAGCGGAAUGGCCGUCGACACUGCGAGUCUUUCAUAUAAUAAACUCAUCACUUUCUGCUCUACAUAAAAAUGCUUUUAGAAGAUAUCCGGAUGUGGAGGAAGUGAUGAUCGAGCACUGCCAUCGAUUACAAGCUGUUGAAAAAUUUGCAUUCAAAAAUUUGAAACGGCUGAAGUAA
Gongylonema pulchrum is the source of this 327-nucleotide messenger RNA. The record is from the annotation of a GenBank genome assembly. Lineage: Eukaryota; Metazoa; Nematoda; Chromadorea; Rhabditida; Gongylonematidae.